Molecule: messenger RNA, 1844 nt
Organism: Raphanus sativus (radish)
Lineage: Eukaryota; Viridiplantae; Streptophyta; Magnoliopsida; Brassicales; Brassicaceae
Exons: 3
Coding region: 420-1721 (433 amino acids)
Source: RefSeq, a predicted model, not a curated record
UUAUACCGUGCUCGCUCUCUCACUCUCUCUCUCUUGCAAGGUGGGGCUGUCUACAUUUCUCUCCCACACUUUCUCAGUGUAGUUUCAGUGCACUGUUCAUUUCGUUUAGCAGAUAAUACUUGAGUGUUAUCAGCUAGAGAGAUCUGAAGGUUUCAUGCUACUGCAUUUGCUGAUCUUGUGGACCUUUUGGGGUAGUUCAAGUGGUUCAUCUUCUGUCUGCUGUCUCUGCUUCUCUAGGGUUAUUAGAUUCAUGCAUUUUGUGGGUUUGUUGAUUCUCUGAGUCCUAAGAAAGGGGUUUAAAGCCAGUUUGUUUGCUUAAGAGAAACACUAUUACCAUCUCUUCUUUUUGUGUUCAUGCAAAGUAGAUCUAAAGAUUUAAAUCAAAGACACUCUCACUCCUCCAAGUGUUAAAGAGUUCCAUGGAUUUCUUGAAAGUGAGGAAAUUUCGGAAGUCGAGGAAGACAAACCUAGAAAAAGAGCAAGAACAAGCAAGGAGUGAGAACAAUGCAUCUGUUGUGACAGCUUCAGGAAAAGCAGAUGAGGUAGAAGACGAGGAAGAAGACGAUGAUUUCAUCACCAAUGAGGUUAAGAGAAGGAUUAAGGAGCUAAGGAGAAACAGUUUCAUGGUCUUGAUACCUGAAGAAGACGAAGAAGGAGAGCAAGAAGAGGAGGAAGAAGAGUCUUAUCUAGGUGAAGACGAAGGAGAAGACAAAUGUUCAAGUGUCUGGAGAGACGUGGUCGCUGAAGGACUUCAAUGGUGGGGUGGUUUCGAUGCUGUCUACGAAAAGUAUUGCGAGCGUAUGCUCUUCUUCGAUCGCUUAACCUCUCACCAGCUCAAAGAGAUUGUUGCUCCGAGUCCUUCAACUCCAUCGCCAAGAUCCGCAUCCAAGAAGCUCUCAUCGCUGCCUUUUCGAUGUCUUUCUCUGAAGAAAAUGGACGUUCCUGAUGAGGAGGAGGAGGAAGAAGGUAUAGAGCAUUUGCAGCAGACGGAGUCUGACCCUUGUAAAGAUCUCGAGACAGCUUACGUCGCUCAGCUCUGCCUCACUUGGGAGGCGCUUCACUGUCAGUACACUCAGCUGAGCCACUUGAUCUCAUGCCAACCCGACACCCUGACUUGCUACAACCACACUGCGCAGCAGUUUCAGCAGUUCCUGGUCUUGCUGCAGAGGUAUAUAGAGAAUGAACCGUUUGAGGAGCAUGGCUCUAGAGCUGAGCUUUAUGCUCGUGCUAGAAACGCAAUGCCUAAGCUUCUUCAAGCUCCCAAGAUUCAAGGGUCAGAUAAGGAGAAAGAUACAGACUACAUGGUCCUAGCUGAUGAUCUCAUCAGAAUCAUCGAGAGCUCCAUCCUUACUUUCAACGUUUUCUUGAAAAUGGAUAAGAAGAAACCAAAUGGGAUCAUUCACAUGUUUGGGAACAACAAUAACCAUAUCAGUUCUACAACACCUUUGCAACUUGUUCAGUCAUCUAUUGAAAAGAAGAGGGUGAAAGCAAAAGAGCUUUCUAAGAAAACAAAAGGGUUGAGAAAGAAAGCUUGGCCACAAACAUGGGAAGGUGUUCAGCUCUUGUUUGCAGCCAUUGACAUCAAACUAGCAACAAGGGUUCUUAGAAUGGGGAGAAUCAGUAAAGAGCAGCUUCUAUGGUGUGAAGAGAAGAUGAAAAAACUCAGCUUCUCUGGUGGGAAGCUUCAAAGACACCCAUCUCCACUUCUUUUCCCUUGUUGAUAAAUAAUAAUAAAUGAUGAUGAUACACACAAUGAUUUUAUAUUCAGUCUUAUGUCAACUGCUCCCUUCUUUUUUUUUUUGUAGACAUAUCAGUGAAGUGAGAUUGUGAUUGUGUGUUCCCUA